AUGUGUGUUCCUAUAAACAAGAGAUUAAUCUAUGAUGGCGAUUUAAAUGGUCAUGUUGGGAGGAGGAAGAAUGCGGAAAGAAGAAUUCUUGGAAGGUGGAGUAUAGGAGAAAAGAAUGGAGAAAGAGAAAGACUAGUCGAUCAUGCUGUGGCUUUUGACUUUGCGCUAGUUAACACUUACUUUGAGAAGAAAGGGAAUCAACUGGUUACAUAUAUGAGUGGAGGUAGAUCCAGCCAGAUUGAUAUUUUCUUGUGCCGCAGGAGACAUCUGAGUGAAAUUGAACAAAGGAUCAAAUUGGGGAGAUUGAAAGAAAAGGAGGAAUUAAGGAAAGAGUUUAAGGUAAAAGUGUUACAAGAAAUCCAGUUCCCAUGUGAUGUGCAAACAUGGUGGUUGCUGAAUAAUAAUUGCAUUUUGAAAGUUGGAAAAGAGGUUUUGGGAAAAUCUUCAGGGAAGAGACCGCCAAAAAGAGAGGAACUUUGGUGGUGGAAUGCUGAGGUACAAUCCGCAGUUAAACGAAAGAAAAAGUGGGAUUUCAUGGGAAGGCCUGAAGAUAAAGAAACUUACCAUUUGGAAAGGGCCAAGGAAAGAUGGAAAGUAUUUUUUAGAAAUUUAUUGAAUGAAGAGAGCCCCAGAACUUUAUACGAGAAUGGAGAGGAAAAUGAAGGAGUCGUACAAGAUAUUAGCAAAGAAGUGGAAAGUGUGCUUAGGAAAAUGAAGAUGGGGAAAGCAGUUGGCACUUAUCGGAUUCUGGUUGAAACUUGGAGAGGUUUGGGUAAGAAAGGAAUUGAUAUCCUCUGGGACCUUAUGAAGAAACUCUGGCAGCAGGAGAAGAUCUCAGAUAAUUGGAGGAAGAGCAUUCUGGUACCGAUCUUUAAAGGUAAAGGGGAUGUACAGUAUAGCAGAAAUUACAGAGGUAUAAAGAUAUUGUCCCAUACUAUGAAGAUUUGGGAGAAAAUUGUAGAAAGAAGGAUUAGGAAGGAAUCUGAGAUUGGAGAAAGACAGUUUUGCUUUUUGCCGGGAAGGAGUACGACUGAUACUAUCUUUGCUCUAAAACAGCUGGUGGAAAGGCACAGAGAAUCUGUUAAGGUGGGCCCCUUGAGCAAAAAGAUGCAAGAAUGCAGGUUGAGGUGGUUUGGCCACUUAGAGCGAAGAAGCGACAAUUAUGAUGGAAAGAAGAUCGGAAAACUGGUAAUAGAAGGAAAAGGGAAAAGAGGAAGACCAAAGAUGCGUUGGGAAGAUAAGGUGAAAGAAGACUUGAACCAGAGGGGACUUAAGAGAGAAGAAGCCCUUGAUAGGGAAAAAUGGAAAAAAACGUAUUAG
Messenger RNA from Centruroides sculpturatus (bark scorpion), 1320 nucleotides. RefSeq lists its product as uncharacterized. The record is from RefSeq and is a predicted model, not a curated record. NCBI's taxonomy places the organism in Eukaryota, Metazoa, Arthropoda, Arachnida, Scorpiones, Buthidae. The transcript is spliced from 4 exons. Bases 1 to 1320 code for a protein of 439 amino acids.